Molecule: messenger RNA, 2321 nt
Organism: Vigna umbellata (rice bean)
Lineage: Eukaryota; Viridiplantae; Streptophyta; Magnoliopsida; Fabales; Fabaceae
Product: Tetratricopeptide repeat (TPR)-like superfamily protein
Molecular function (GO): protein binding
Source: RefSeq, a predicted model, not a curated record
AACCCUGAACAAGCAAAAGAAAACCCUAAACCCGAAAGCACAGUCACUCUCUCUCUCUCACAGUCCACUGAUGGCGUCGCAAAUGGCGAUCCUCUUCCGCACGCGUUCCGUUCUCUUCCCGAAACCCUCUUCCCUCAUCAAAACCAUAUCCACAUUCCCCUUCCUCUCGCAGGAGCCUCAGCUGGCGGAUCCCACCCCUCUCCCUCCCAACCCCGCCUCCGGCAGCCCUCUCUACCACCAAAACUGGCGCACCCCUGGCCCCUCCUCCCAUCCCUCCGACCACGCGAUCGCUCCCAUCGGAUUCUACAACCGCUCACCCUCCGAUUCUUACGACCCUCAGGCGCUACUCGACCUCUUCGGCGAUUGCAUGGCCUCGAACGAGUGGAACGAAGUCAAGAAAACCUUCGAGACCUGGGUUGGCGCCCUCGACAAGACCGGCAAGCCUAACCGUCCCGACGUCAACCUCUUCAACCACUACCUCCGCGCCAACCUCAUGCUCGGCUCCUCACCCUCCGAACUUCUCGACCUCCUCGCUCAGAUGGAUGAUUUCAAUGUUAAGCCCAAUACGGCGUCGUUUAACCUCGUCCUCAAAGCCAUGUGCCAGGCUAACGAAACCGCCGCCGCGGAAAAAUUGCUCCAACGGAUGCUGCAGACAGGAAAUGAGACUCUCCCUGAUGACGAAUCAUAAGACUUGGUCAUUGGAUUGAUCUUUUCUACAGACCAGAUUGAUGCUGCGUUCAAAUAUAUAGAUCAAAUUUUGAAAUCUGGUAACAUCUUGUCAAUGAAGGUAUUUAUGAACUGUGUAAGGAGAUGUCUCAGUAAGGGAAGGCUUGAUACGUUGGUGACAAUAAUUGAAAGGUGCAGGGCUUCAGAUGUAAACAAAGCUCUCUGCCCCAACUGGGACUUGUGCAAUUUUAUUAUUGAAACUGCAACUCGGGAGGAUAAUAGCAAACUAGCUUUUUAUGGCCUGGAGUAUAUGGCCAGAUGGAUUGUAAAGGGUGAACGUCAAAGAGCCCCUAUAUUUCUGUCUGUAGAUGAAGGUUUAGUUCUGUCAGCAAUUUUGACUGCUGGUAGAACCUAUGAUUCUGAGUUGCUAGGGGCAUCAUGGGCUGUGUUGGACCGCUCACUGCGUAAAAAGAAAGCCCCUAAUCCCGAGUCAUACCUAGGGAAGAUAUAUGCCCUUUCAUCAAUGGGAAAUCUGCAAAAGGCUUUUAGUACUCUGAAUGAGUAUGAGUUGGCUUAUGGAGACGCGGGUGAAGAAGCUGAAGAAUUGUUCUGCCCAUUUACCUCGUUACAUCCAUUGGUUUUGGCAUGCUCUAAGAAGGGUUUUGAGACUCUAGAUAAUGUUUAUUUUCAACUGGAGAAUUUAAAUCAUGCCGAGCGUCCUUAUAAAUCUGUUGCUGCACUAAAUUGCGUCAUUUUAGGAUGUGCAAACAUAUGGGACCUUGAUCGAGCUUAUCAAACUUUUGAGUCAAUUGGAUCUACUUUUGGGUUGAGCCCUGAUAUUCAUUCGUACAAUGGGCUGAUAUAUGCCUUUGGGAAGCUCAAGAAGACACAGGAAGCUUCAAAAGUGUUUGAGCACCUGGUGAGUCUGGGUCUCAAGCCUAAUGCAAAAUCAUAUUCCCUGCUAAUUGAGGCCCACCUGAUUAACCGGGAUGUCAAAUCUGCUCUUGCAGUGAUUGAUGAUAUGAUGUGUGCUGGAUUUGAACCGUCAAAAUCGAUUCUGAAAAAGGUCAGGCGGCGAUGCACGAGAGAAAUGGACUACGAAAGUGAUGAUCGAGUACAAUCAGUGGCAAAUUCCUUGAAUUAUAGAUUGGGUUCAGAAAGCCGAGGGGACAUUCUGUUUAAUCUUGACUACAGUGGGGGUUAUGCUUGAAUGGUGCAUUGUAUCUGAUGUCCCAAUGAGUUAUUGGAAUAUUUGACAUACCUUUUAUUGCAUCCAUAGCCAAGGGAAUCACUGUAUAUAAGUGGAUGCUGUUCUGGUUGCCGGGUCAGGAUAACACAUAACUCGGCACACCCUCUAUUUUUGUAUGUGUUUGUGAAGUGGAGGGAGAUUAUUGAUGAUGGCAUUAGGUUUCUUAGUGAAAACCGGAAGCAGUGACUAAUCCAAUUUUAGUAGAGAGGAUAUAAUCAAGCUGGACUCUUUGGUUUUCUUUAUUUUUUGGUUUUUUGACGACCUAGUGUGGCAUCCACUAAAAGCUGCAAGGAUUUGUAGACUCUAUUUAUGGUGCAAUGGCUGUACUAAAUUCUACUGCAAAUAAUGGGAACAUUUUCAAUACAAACUCUCCAUUUGAUGAUGUCUAAAUUAACUUGAGAUAAAA